This is a messenger RNA of Coregonus sp. 'balchen', 11218 nucleotides long. NCBI's taxonomy places the organism in Eukaryota, Metazoa, Chordata, Actinopteri, Salmoniformes, Salmonidae. The record is from the annotation of a GenBank genome assembly.
CUGGUGAAGCUAAACACUGUUGACUCUCUGAUCGUGCCAUGUCACCAGAGUGUCACGCUGCAAUGCAGCAUCUCCACCUCCCAGGAGGGGCUGUCAGUCACACACAUGGCCUGGGUCCGCCAGGAUGGGAAGUGCCUGUGUGAUGUUAACGAGACUGGGGUGACCGGGACCCACCCAGGGAACACACCUAGUGUAAUGGAGUGUAGUUAUACCCCACAGACACAGCUGACCCUGACCCUGCUGCAGGUACAGCCACUGGAGCAGGGAAAGUACUUGUGCAAGCUGCGCUCCAAUAAAGGGGUAAAGAUGUCCACCACAACGGUGAAGCUGCAAGGUGAGUGUCCUAGCCCAUUCUCACUCAUGUAAUACUGUCAUAACCUAGACGUCUAUCAUGCAUGUAUUCCGAAGCCAUUGACCAGAAGCUGGUGGAAGAAGCUAUAGGAGGACUGGCUCAUUGUAAUGUAAUGGCUGGAAUGGAAUAAAUGAAACGGUAGUCUUGUUUGACUCCGUUCCAUUAAUUCCAUUCCAGCCAUUACAUUACAAUGAGCCAGACCUCCUAUAGCUCCUCCCACCAUUCUCCUCUGCCAUUGGCAUUGUGCACUGUUCGUCAAUAUUGCAUAUAGGUCAGUGGGAGCUGAUGGCCAUUGCUUAACUACAUGGGAAUUUACAGUGCCUCCACUGAGCAAAAUGUAUGAAUAAUGGUGUCAGGGGGCUUACGGAAGCACAUUGCACCAUUUCUCAAGAACUCUCCAACCUCAGCCAUAAUAAUUGUGUUAAAAAAAAACUUGCUCUGUUUCCAUUCAGAGUGCUACAGGACGGUCCAGCCCAGCAUCAGUGAUGAGGGCCCAACCUGCACCUUCACUGGGGUCUACCCUGACGGAGAGGUGCACUGGUUCCAGGGACCCAACAACGUGACUGGGGAAUCUAAAAUCAACACUAAACAAGUGGAGGAUGGAGGGUCGUUGACUGUGACUAGUUCCCUGAAAAGAAAGACCGUCUCUGGGGAAGGGUCCUACAACUGCUCCCUGUGGAUCCCCAGUACUGGAGCCUACCUGACCAGCAGUUUAGUGGUGCCAGAGCAUGGUGAAGCCAGGGUUAAUGUGCUCAAUGCCAGCGGGGCAGGGGCCAUUGGUCCUAUGUGGAAACCCUGGGUGUUUCUAGUCCCCCUGAGUACUCUCUUCCUGGUGUGACGUCUUGAAAACAAACAUUACUUUACUGAAUCAUUAACUCAAAUGGACCAGGAAGCGCCAGGAUCAUUUAAUGAAUAUGGAAGAGCCAUUGUGUGAGGUUCCUUUCAUGGUCCAAAGGUUUCCUUGGCUGCGGAGAACAAGGAAAUGAUGGCCAGAUGAGAGAGGCUGAUAACCUGGCGCAAAUCAGUGUAUAUAUAACGGGUGGAACUGUCAAACUAUUGUGAAUGCACCCUUGUUGGUCUGCCAGUGCCAGGUGUAUUAGAUUGUUAAUUAAAAAUGGCAAACAGCAGUAGAAACAAUAACAAAGUUUACUUCCCGCCCAUUUUGGUAAAAACCUGAGGGAUGGGCCUGGAGAAAUGUAACCACUCUCAAAUUCAUAGACAGAGCUGUGGAUGCAAGGAUUGACCAUCCAUGAUAUCAAAAUGAUAGUUUUAACCAUGUUUUGAGGCUAUAUGGUGUUUUAUUAAAUUUACUUUGUUUACAAAUAUUGGUGCAAAAUAAGCUUAUAUUUUGGGUUCUGAUGGGGUACGACAGUUGAACUAAGCUCAUGAGGCAUUUAUAAGUUAUAUUCUUCAAGAAUUAAUGGGUACAUAUUUUUAAAAAUGGAUGCAGCAACUGCUGAGUGCCCCUUUAAGGGCGUGGCCUUUUGUAUAAAAGCCUUCCUAUUUGUGUCAAUCAGGGAGAUCCCCUUACUGGUUGGCCUGCUAUGGGAGGACAGGAGUGGUGGUUUAAUUGACCUGAUUUAUUUUUUAAGCUUGAGAAAUAGGAAUGAUUGUAAAUGUAGUGUUUAUUGGCGCCCAUAGUCCACCUAGACACUCUCCUUCGCCCUGGGCACACCGUCUGUGAGUGUUACAACACCAAUGUUUGAUUGAAUAUGAAUUGUGUGAGAAACUUCAUGUUAGUAGUAAUGUUUGUUUGAGAGCUCUGGCAUUGCUGCUAACCAUUGAAGUGUGACAGAUGUGGGGAACUCUUAGAGCUGAGGAUAAUGUAUGGAAAUUGUGCAUUGUGAUGCUGAAACAAAAAUAAAUUGUUGUCUGAGUCCCACGCUCCACUCCUUUUUAACCACCCUCCUGUGAUCCACUAACUAUGCUCUUUCAUUGCAGUUCACGCCCUCUGUCUCCUUUACAACCCGUGGUGCACCUGUGUUCAGGGUCAAGCACCUCUGGCAGCACGUCCAUGGCGCUGGAGUACAAGAUUCAAGCUGUCGGGCCAUACUAGAGUGUCUGAAGCUAGCUCACAGUGGCGUCCGUCCUAAACAUUGUUUGCCCUGCGUUCAGGGUUGUCGGCUCUUUUUUGUUGUAGUUCUUGCUCUAAGCGCCACUCCCCCGCUCCAGGUAGAUUCCUUAUAAGAACGAAAUGAUGUACGAUGUAACUUAUUCCUCUUAAAGAGACAGUAAUGUGAUUGUAGUCCUAGGUAUUCUAAUUGUCUGGUAGUGCACAAGUCACCUUCCGGGUAUUUAUUACUAUUUAUACUGGUAAACAGUUGGUUUUUGAAUCUUGAAACUGAAGAAUCUUGUUAUUUUUUUAUAGUAUUGCCUCGUCCAUUGCAUUGCUCAAUAGGUGGCCUGUCACAAACCUACCUUAUACUGGUUAAGGUGUUCCCCCUCAUUAACAGGAACUGUAUUAGUCUGGUAGUUGCGCCAUUUUAGGUAUCCCUAGUCAGCAGGUGUUGCAUAUACACUGAGUGUACAAAACAUUACGAACAUGACAUGGACUGACAAGGUGAAAGCUAUGAUCCCUUAUUGAUGUCACUUGUUAAAUCCACUUCAAUCAGUGUAGAUGAAUGGGAGGAGACCGGUUAAAGGCCUUUUUAUGUCUUGAGACAUGGAUUGUGUAUGUGUGCCAUUCAGAGGGUGAAUGGGUAAGACAAAAGAUUGAAGUGCCUUUGAACCGGGUAUGGUAGUAGGUGCCAGGCUCACUGGUUUGAGUGUCAAGAACUGCAACGCUGCUGGGUUUUUCACGCUCAAGUUUCCCGUGUGUAUCAAGAAUGGUCCACCACCCAAAGAACAUUCAGCCAACUUGACACAAAUGUGGAAUGCUCUUGACACCUUGUUGAGUCCAUGCCUUGAUGAAUUGAGGCUGUUCUGAUGGCAAAAGGUGUACAACUCAAUAUUAGGAAGGUGUUCCGAAUGUUUUGUACACUCAGUAUACUGCACAGGUGAUUUCUGAGCAAGGCUCGCUGUGUGUGUGUGCAUACGAUAAAUUACCUUGUUUGGAUCUAAAACACAAUAGAUGUUUAGGAGAUAUCGAAUGCAAAUACUUCAACUGGACAAAGAAAUACAGGGAAUACCACUGGGCAAACCGGAAAAUUGUGUGUUGAAUGUCGAUCUCUCUUGUUGGCAAAAUGUGCCCUCUGCUGGAGUUUGUCUGCUGCUGCAAUUGUGGCCAACCUCACUUUCAGUAUGAGUGAUCAAAAUACACUGACUAAAUAAGAGGCUACUGCAAGAAGGGAAAUGGAUGCUCUGAGAUAUGCCCCUAAAUAAGAACCUCUCUCCACAUCUCAUCUGGCCCUUAUGGCACGUUCACGUGCUAGUCGAAACUAGGAAACAAGAAAAUGUCAGACUUGCCAACUGGUUAUAUUUAUACACGUGCAGCAUUCAACCAGUUAGCAAGUCGAAAAUAUAUGUGAAAGCACCAUUAGGAUGGGGUCCAGGGGUUAUCUACACACAGUGACCCAUUUCACCCUCUUGGGCUAAGUGCAUCGUUUCUCCUAACCUUUGCGCCAAAACACUUCUUCAUUCAUUUAAGCAAGGUUUUUGGGAGGCUUUUCAAGUCUGCCCACUUUGCUCAAAUAGUCCAGCUAAAGUCAGCGCUAGAUGGGGUCUGGCUUUGCUUUUAGUGAGAGGUUAAAAAUGCCCUCUGUCAAGACUGGAAAAUGACUUGGUCAUGCUGUACUUGGAAAAUUCUGUCAAUGUCCUGUUAACACACACCACACCUUAUCGUCACUGAGGAACCUAAUAGUUCCUCAUGAGCGGUGCAAUGUGUACUUGGGUGUAAUCAUCAGUCCAAACUGUUUUGCAAGACGUUAAUCAAAUGCCACCACCGACUGCUUCGUUGUUGAGAUUCAAUGGGCACAUGCACAUUGUUGCCAUCUUAGAGCAACAGCAAUGAGCAGUCAGCGGUUGUAUUUAAUUAAUGUUUUGCAAAACGGUUUGGACCAGUGGAGGCUCCUCAGCGGAGGAAGGGGAGGACCAUCCUCAGUGAAUUUCAUAAAAAUGGUAAAACAUUGAAAAACUAUACUAAAUAUAUUCACGUCACCAAAUAAUUGAUUAAAACACACUGUUUUGCGAUCAAGGUCUACAGUAGCCUCAACAGCACUCUGUAGGAUAGCACCAUGGUGUAGCUGGACAGCUAGAUUCCGUCCUCCUCUUGGUAUAUUGACUUCAAUACAAAACCUAGGAGGCUCUUGGUUCUCAACCGCUUCCAUAGACUUACACAGUAAUUAUGACAACUUCCGGAGGAUGUCCUCCAACCUAUCAGAGCUCUUGCAGCAUGAACUGACAUGUUGUCCACCCAAUCAAAGGAUUGGAGAAUGAAUCUAGUACUGAAAGCAUAAGCUACAGCUAGCUAGCACUGCAGUGCAUAAAAUGUGGUGAGUAGUUGACUCAAAGAGAGAGAAAGACAAUAGUUAAACAGUUUUCUACAAAUUAAUUUAUUCAAAAAUGAAGGAGAAGCAAGAGAGAGAUUUUGUCCUUUUUUUUCACUUUCUGUUUCACUUACUUAGCUAGCAAAUGCAGCUGGCAAAUUUAGUUACUCAAACACCCGGGCUCAAACAGAGGGAUGCUAUGUUAGCUAGCUGGUGAUGACUAUCCAACACAACACUGGAACUUUUCCAAGUCAAGGUAAGCUUUUGGUUUUAUUAAUUUAUUGCCACAGGGGCCCGCCGGUAUAACUGCUUACUGACUAUACACUGUAACGUUACUGCAUGAUUGUAGCAGGUUUACUAACGCAUUAGUUCUAUUAGCUAUGUUGACUAGGACGUUACUUUAGCUAAUAUGGGGACAACGAUGUAGGAUGUGUGUAGAGGUUAUGACAUGGUUUGGCUUGGAAACGAGACGGGGAGAAAAUACCUGAAUUUGUCCAAUAGAAACUCUUGUUUGCAUCUGUUGGGCUAAUGAUUACACCCUAGAUAAGCUAGAUGCAGGCAAGAGUGUGCAAGGCGGUAUUGAAUAUGUCACUGUCUGUCAUCUCACAUUUUCCUCUCGACCUGUGUGCACCUACGUUGUAAACUUUUAUUCAUAGGCUAGGUUGCAGCAACCUCAUGAUGGGUAUAGGGCAAAUUUGAGUAUCAUGUAGUAGCCUAAACCUAUCGUUGUUACAUUGAACUGGUUGAAUGGAAUAAGAAUGACAGUCAUCCAACAUGUAAUAGAAAUAAGGCCAUGCUCAUGAAAAACAAAUGGUCCUCCCUCAUCAUAAACAGCACUGAUCGCCACUGGUUUGGACUGAUGAUUACACCCAAGUACACAUUGCACCGCUCAUGAGGAACUAUUAGGUUCCUCAAUAUAAAAAGUAUGGAUUUAAGCAAACAAAGAACUACAGAGGACAAACAUUGGCGUUUCAUAAUUCAAUUUUUUUGAAGUAUUGACCUUGGGCGAAUCAAUGUAGUCGGAGCUAGAUUCCACAAAGCCUGGUCUCGGCUCCACGCCUUUAAUGAAGGUUAUAAACUUCAUUCACCGUGGAGUUUAGUCCGCUACUGAAAUGUCUGUCUUUCUGGUUGAUUUCUGUUCAGAGUAAGAGCAGCAUUUCAACCACCUCCACUUUCCACCACAAGAGGGGGAGAGUGACGCACUGAUCAUGAGAGAGCGUGAGUAUCGGUUUGCCUGAGUAAAUUCAACCAUAUACAGUCUACCAGGACUACAAUCCUAUAUAAAGUGCUAUGUAGUGCGCUAGUGAAUAGGGUGCCAUUUGGGACACACAAAUAUUCCCCAUAUCAUCUCUUAGCCGUGAUUACAAAAUGCCUCAGGAGUGUAGGGAGAGAUGGAAACUUACAUACCACAGAGGAAUAACUUCAGGCAGUGUGUCACACACCCACAUAGUGGAUCCCCACCAGUGGCGGCUGGUGGGAGGAGCUUUAGGAGGACAUGCUCAUUGUAAUGGCUGAAAUGGAAUAAAUGGAACGGUAUCAAACACAUCAAACAUAUGGGACCACAUGACUCAGUUCCGUUUAUUCCACUCCAACCAUUACAAUGAGCCAGUCCUCCUAUAGCUCCUCCCACCAGCCUCCACUGAUCCCCACAGUACCAUGGGGGGCCUAUUCAAUCAAAACUGUUUAAAGAGAACAUUUUCUUGAGUGCAUCAGAACACAUUUGCAGGAUGCUGUAAGAAGAAUUACAUGCUUGACUUUGUGGUUACUUACAGAGUUUGAUUGAAAAGAGCUCCUGUGGAUGCAUGUCAUCCUACAGUCUGUUACCAUGAAAAACCACACUGUGAUUCGACACUAGAUAACCCCCUUCCUCUCUAUCUGAAAUGUCUUGCUUGUCUUGUUACAUCACCACACUAGUGUCUGUUUGAAGAUGUUCCGGAUCCUUCUCUUGAAAACACUACAAACCCAAGCCAGCAGAAAAAAGUAGGGGGAUUGAAAGAGGUGAAGGUGAAGUGAAGUGGUUAGCCAUAGCAACUUUGAUCUCUGUCUCAAUACACACACACACACACACACACUUUACAUCCAUCACACACAGACCCAACUCAGAGAACACAGUGGGGAAUGCAGCGCCGUUGCCAUGGGGACUGGAAGCCUUCCGAUGCCUCUCUGCCACACACACACACACUGAGAGGGGCCUGGCUGUGUGUUCCUCUCGCUGGCCAAUUAGCCUAGCCACUGUUAUCUCCCCUCAGAGUGGUUUACAUUACAACCCUGACAGCCUGCUAGCCAAUGGUCAGGUGAGCUGUCCUAUCCACAGCUGGCCAUGUCAACAUGGUGAGGAGGGCCAUUCUGUCAACACAGGCCUGGGAUUUAUGUAAAGAGCAGGUAAGUGGGUUUCCUAACGCUAAAAUGGCAGUUGGCUUUGAGACUAAUUGACUUGGGAGGGAUGAGGAAAGGAGAAUAAAAGUGAGAAGUGACAUUGAUUUGUUAUUGAAAAUGGGCAUACAAUUAUUAUGACACUGUUUCUCUCCAGAUUAUUAUGGCCUUCAAAUGGCAAAGAAAAAUAAGUACAAGUUCAAUGAAAGGGCAUAAUGGGAAUCGGGAAUCUUUUCUGUUGUGAAUCUCAUGGAGACAGACUUUAUUAUGUGUACUCUAUGCAGACAGAAGGAUAAUCAUAUAUUCUGUGCUUAUAUAUAUAGCUCUGGAAAUCAAUAAUGUGAAUAACAUCGCUGAACGGCGUCUUGCUGGAGCUACUUUGAUGUAAACAGCAAGGCGUUGAGAUGCUAGCUCUGCUUGACACUGGAGGUUACAGUGUCAGAAUGGGGAAGAAAAUCUUCCAUCAAAGCAAAAAGCUUCAAUGUACUGAACCCUCCGUGCUCUGUUGACACCAUUCUUCUUCGUAUCGUUUGAUAUAGUCUAGGAUUAGCAAGAGAGCAGAGGCAAAGUCUUUUGAAGAUAAAGAAACAAGACCAAAACAAUUGCAUAAGACUUGUAUAACUGACACAGAUGGCUACAUCUCCACACAACAAGCGGAGCUACCAGCUUUAUGAGUGAGGACAGAGGACAGGUGUGCUCUGCCCUAGCAUCCCCAUGAGCAUGCACGCAUCCACACAUCCUCCCUUUCCAAUUCUCCCUUGAAAAAAGAUAAUCUAAUUUUUAAUGGGAAAGUGGUCCAUUCUAAAGAAGACCGAUCAGGCACGACAGAGUGUCCAAACACUGUGCAGCUGUACCAUAGGGCCAGAAACAGGAGACCUGGGUCGUAUUCGUUAGGACAAAAUGAGCAUUUCUUAUUGGACCAAAUCCAAGUAGUCCCUCCCUGUUUCAGUCUGUUUCCUUCCGUUUGGUACCUAAUGAAUACCACCCAGAGGGACUGUCAACAACAUUUGCCACAAGCUGUUCAACCCCCUGAAUGUCACCUCAACUCAACUCCCAGAAUAGGUGGAUGUACCAAUGCACCAAGUCACACCUUAAACCCCCAUUCACACCAAGCUGUCUGAGAUUGUCCAUGUUCUCAUUCCCUCAUUGGAACAGAGAUGUUUGUUCUAAUCUGGUUGCCACGCCCAUUUAUGUCCAUCCACAUCAUUUGGAUCAGAGUGUUAGGCGAUAGAAGUAGAACUGGAGUUCUGUGGUGUGAGUGAGCUGUCAGGUAGUAGAGGCACAGCAUGUACAUUUGGGCUUUGUUGCCACGGGAGACCACACACGGUUGGCCAUACUGUAAAGCAGUGUUGAUGAAUACUGCUCUGUCUGCAUUUUUCAUCUGAUAUGUAACAUGCAUAUCCUUCUAAAAGCAUUGUUUUGUCAUGUGACUGUUUAAAGCCCCCAUGCAGUCUUUGUAAUUGUAUUUUUAAAUCAUCCCUGUCUGUCUAAUAAAUCACUGUGUGUGUUUAUUUAAUGAAAAUAACGUACUUCCCUGAGCCUCCUUUGGCCAUUGAUUGUGUGGGCAUUAGGAAACAAAUUUGAAGAUAUUUACAUAAGCAGCCCUGAUUGGCUGAUAGGAUGGUCUAGAGCCCAUCCUCUUAUUCAGAUGAACAGUCAUUGGUCAAUUAUAUUCAGAUCACAUGAUGAUGUGGGCCAAACGUUCAUCCCACCUGAACAGGCUAAAAUUCCAGGCAUUUGUUUUUCAAACAGCUCUUACACAAAAAGGGCAUUAAUAAUAAUUUGUGUUAUUUCGACCUCAUAGUGUGGAAAUAUCAAUACAAAAACAGGACAUUUUAAGAAUGACACCAAUUAAUUGUCUGACUAUUGACAAUAUAGUGCAUUAGCUACAGUAUAGUUCUAUGAUUGUGUUAUUAUAUUGGAGCUUCUUAUCUACGGUGACUAACACGUCAACACCACAGCGUGCCUUGCAACGUGUUAUAUGAUUCAUUUCUGCAGCAGCUGGGCACACAUGGCAUAAUUCAGGUUAAGUGCCAGGCUGAAGGAUGCCCAUCAUGCUUAUGAGUGCCAGUAGGCCAAAACCGGUAGUGUCCCCACUGUCUACACACUAAAAACUCACACUAAAACACGGACAAAGUAGACUAAACACUGUGUCCACAAUAACACAAACACAAUAACACUCCCAUGAGUGCAAGUAGGGCAACACCAGUAUACGCAGUGUCCACAAGGACACUACCACUAACCUACUUACACAAUAACACACUGGUACACAGAAGCACAGAAUCCACUGCAGUUUACUGGGUUGAUAAUGGAUGGGUUGACAGCUGUCCAGUGUGUAUGCCUCUCUGCUGUUCUGGGUCAUAAACAUAUGGAAAUGGGAGCAAGUCAUCCCUCAAAUCCGUUUUUAGAUAGUUAUAUAUCUUGUGGUAAUAAAGGAAAGAUUUGUUUUUAAAAUAUAGGAUUUAUAUCUGUUGUCCUUGGAUAAGAACCAAUUUGUCAUGUACUCAAACCCACCAUGAGAGAAUCAUAUCCAAAUCCCUGUUUAUGUCCAACUGUAGCAUUCCACGUGUACCCCACCUGCUAAUGCAAUGAACGCUCCUGUCUUUUCUGUUGAAUAUCAAUCUGUUUUGAUCAAUGCCAUACAGAUCACAGGUUGGUGGCACCUUAAUUGGGGAGAACGGGCUCGUGGUAAUGACUAGAGCGGAAUCAGUGGAAUGGUAUCAACUACAUCAAACACAUGGUUUCCAGGUUUUUGAUGCCAUUCCAUUUACUCUGUUCCGGCCAUUAUUAUGAGCCGUUCUCCCCUCAGCAGCCUCCACUGAUACAAAUAUAUUAUUUAAUAUAAAUAACGAAGUAGCUUAUUGCAGAAUUGUGCAGAAUGCACAUGGCAAUGACUGAGUCCUGCUCAAUUGCACCAAUAAACAGCAAGCCUACCCCCAAGCCAUAAGACUCCUGAACAGCUAAUCAUGGCUACCCGGACUAUUUGCACUGCCCCCCCACCCCAUCCUUUUUACGCUGCUGCUACUCUGUUAAGUAUUUAUGCAUAGUCACUUUAACUCUACCCACAUGUACAUAUUACCUCAACUACCUCAACUAGCCGGUGCCCCCGCACAUUGACUCUGCAACGGUACCCCCCUGUAUAUAUAGCCUCCCUACUGUCACUUUAUUUUACUGUAUAUAUAGCCUCCCUACUGUCACUUUAUUUUACUUCUGCUCUUUUUUUCUCAACACUUUUUUUGUUGUUGUUUUAUUCUUACUUUUUUUGUUUAAAAUAAAUGCACUGUUGGUUAAGGGCUGUAAGUAAGCAUUUCACUGUAAUGUCUGCACCUGUUUUAUUCGGCGCAUGUGACCAAUAAAAUUUGAUUUGAUUUGAUUUGAAGCCUCAUGGGUACAAUCUCUAUAUAUGGAUUAACCAAGGCUGAAUCAAGCACCAUUAAAAUCAAACACUUAGGCUGCAUUGAUCCCGUAUGAAUCGAUACACCUGCUCUGCACACUAACUGUUACCUAACACACAGACCCAUGAGAACACACGCACACACGCUCUCACAGCAAGAUACACAAUGAAUGAGCUCAUAUCAAACAGCAUCUCUCUCUACCUCUCCAUUAAAGAGCAAACUUCUAGAUUAAUCUUGCCUCAACAAUUCCUAGUUCCAAGAAAAAUGGACCAAACUAUGAAGAAUCCACAGUAAUGUAUGUCUGUGGCUUUCUGCUCCUUCAAAUCAAAGACCCAACCGCCGUCCUCUUCAUGUGGGCAGAUGAGUCAAUAGCCCUGCCGGUGCUGGCUUGAAUGGUGACAUGUGGUCAAUGUAUACACAGAGUACACAGAGAAUAGGCCUGCAGAUGGAUCUCAUUAGGGAAGACCCCCACACCUUUCCCAUGCACCACUGCGUCGGCCAUUUCCUCCUCAUCAAAGGGGGAGGCGGCUAAGUAACCUAUGUUGCUGUGUUUAUGUAACACCAGGCAACCCAGCCCUCCUCCCCCUCCUCACAUUCUGGGUUGUCUUGAGAGCACUGAGAGCGUAUUUCUCUAGUAUUGUUGUAUUGAUGCGCCUAGUCUCCUCCAUUAGGCC